CAAGCUCGAGAGAGUUUUGAAUGUGAGCGUGCGCGAAUCGCGCGGGAGGGAGAACGAGCCAGGGAGAGAAAGGAGGAGGAAAGAUGGCGGAUAACAAAGGUGGAAAUAAUCUAGAGGCGAAUGGUGUUAGUGAGAGGAGCGGCCUGCUCGACAAGGAUGAGGAGAGCCGGGAGAAACCGGAGCCGGAGAUUAACGCAGCGUCGGGAUUGGCGACGAUGAUUACGGCGACGAUGAUUACGACGACGAUAGGAUCAAUAACAACAACAACGCCGGCGGCACCGCUAUCAUCGACCACGGCAGCUGAGGGACCGGGUCCGAGCCCAGGCCUAAGUCCGGGAGCGGGUCCCGGACCAAGCCCAGGGGGAGGCCCGAGUCCGGGACCAGGCCCGAGUCCGGUGUCAGGAGCCAGUCCGGGUGCGGGCCCGGACAAAGCGGUGGCGGUCCCGGUCGCGCCUGCGGCUGCGGCCCCUGCGGAGGUGAAUCUCAACCUCCUGGAUGAGUGCGCCGUGUGCCGCGAAACGCUGCAAGGGAAGGAGCCCAAGCUACUGCCCUGCCUCCACUCCUUCUGUAAGCGUUGUCUGCCGGAGCCAGAGCGCCAGCUGAGUAUUCCCAUUCCUACCGGGGGCAAUAAUGCUGCGGGAAAUAACGGAGAUUCGCCGACUAUCCAACAAGUUGGUGUGAUUCGGUGCCCGGUGUGUCGCCAAGAAUGCAGACAGAUAGACUUGGUCGAUAACUACUUUGUGAAAGAUUCCUCGGAAGGAACAAACAAUUCUGACGAGAAGUCACGUCAGGUAUGCACAAGCUGUGAAGAUAAUGCAGAAGCCAGUGGAUUUUGCGUGGAAUGUCUUGAAUGGCUCUGUAAGACAUGUGUUGAAGCCCACCAGAGAGUAAAAUUCACAAAGGAUCAUACAAUAAGGAGGAAAGAAGAUGUUUCACCAGAAGCUGUAGGAGCACCCAGUCAACGACCUGUGUUUUGUCCUAUACAUAAGCAAGAACAGUUGAAACUGUUUUGUGAAACAUGUGAUAAACUGACAUGUCGGGACUGCCAGUUAUUGGAACACAAAGAACACAGAUAUCAAUUUUUAGAAGAAGCAUUUCAAAACCAAAAAGUUAUUAUUGAGACUCUAAUGGCCAAGCUUCAAGAAAAGAAGAAUUACGUGCAGUAUGCAGCUAGUCAAGUGCAGAAUAGGUUAAAUGAAGUAACCGAUACGAACAAAAAGGUUGAGCAUGAUAUUAAAGUUGCCAUCUUCACGCUCAUUAAUGAAAUCAACAAAAAGGGGAAGAAUCUUUUGCAGCAGCUGGAGAAUGUGACAAAAGAAAGGCAAAUAAAAUUACUGCAACAGCAGCAGGAUGUUACCAGUCUUGCCAGGCAGGUGGAGCACGUAAUGAACUUUGCAAAGUGGGCCAUUUCCAGUGGAAGCAGCACAGCACUACUUUACAGCAAGCGAUUGAUUACCUUUCAGUUGCGACACAUUCUCCGGGCACGUUGUGACCCAGUCCCGGCCGCUAAUGGUGGGAUGCGCUUUCAUUGCGAUCCUACAUUCUGGGCAAAAAAUGUGGUGAAUUUAGGCAACCUUGUGAUUGAAAACAAGCCGAACCCUCCAGGUUACACUCCCAAUGUAGUUAUUGGACAUGGUUCCCAAGGCCCGGGGCCGGCUGGGGGAAAACCUCAGGGUCAGAUUAAUCUUGCACAGUUGCGCCUGCAGCACAUGCAGCAGCAGUUUGCACAGAAGCAACAGCAGAUGCAACAAAUGAGGAUGAGCCACCCAGUAGGACAACACCCCAGGACAACAGGGCCACAGAUGGUCCAGCAGCAGCCACCACGUUUGAUUAGCAUGCAAGCCAUGCCCAGAGGAAAUUUGAAUGGUGCUGCACUUCAGGCCCACCAGGCUCAUCAAGCCCAUCAGAUGAGACUGGCACAAAAUGCAGCUCGUAUGGCUGGAAUGUCUCGACAUAAUGGACAUCAGUACCCAAUGAUGCCUCAAAUACCACGGCAGCAUACAAAUCCUGGGCACACGGGACCAUUUUCUGCAGCCUCUGUGCACAAUAGCAUUCCAAAUCCGACCAGCCCCACCACUGCUAGUUUGGCUGGUGCAAACAGAGGGCCCACCAGUCCCACAGUUGCUACAAUAGAGUUGAUUCCUUCAGUGACGAACCCAGAGAACCUUCCUUCACUUCCAGAUAUCCCACCCAUUCAGCUGGAUGACGCUGGAUCGAGUACGUUAGAUAAUUUGUUGAGCAGAUUUAUCUCGGACAGUCAUCACCACCCGCCACCAUUGCCACCACCAGCCUCCUCCAGUUCAAACCCGUCCCCUGGACCCUCAGCACCAUCCCCUGGACCAGCAAUUGCAGCCUUAGCAAUGGCUAACUCUCACACUCCAGUCAGACCCUCGAGUACUUCUAGCACUGGUAGCAGAGGCAGCUGUAGCUCCUCUGGUAAAGCUCAAGGUACAGAGAGGGGGAUCUCAGUCUUUCGACCAGACCAAGUCAAAGUGAAGCAAGAACCAGGCACAGAGGAUGAUGUGUGCAGUUUUACUGGUGCUUCUGUAAAACAUGAGCAUUUAGAAGAUGGCCGGAGAAGCGCUUGCAUGAUGAGUAGCCCUGAAAGCAGCUUGACACCACCUCUUUCCAACAACUUGCACUCUGAGAGUGAGACUGAUAUCGAAGGACUUAGGCAAGUUGAAAACCACGUGAAGAUGGAGACUUCUGACAAGACGGGAAGUUGCAGGCAACUGAAUAAUGCUGUAAAUGGAAAAUCACCAAUCCGUAACUUUGCACAUCGCUCACCACGAGCUGGAGGGGACAACAGCAAUAAUAAGGAUGAAGACCCUAAUGAGGAUUGGUGUGCUGUAUGUCAGAAUGGUGGAGAUCUUCUGUGUUGUGACAAGUGUCCAAAGGUUUUCCAUCUUGCGUGUCACGUACCUACACUUCUCAACUUUCCGAGUGGGGAGUGGAUCUGCACGUUUUGUCGGGACCUGUCCAAACCAGAAGUGGAAUAUGAUUGUGAUAAUCUGCAUCAUAUAAAGAAAGGAAAAACUGGACCAAGCCUGGCUCCAGUUGACCAAAGGAAGUGUGAGCGUCUCCUGUUAUAUCUUUAUUGUCAUGAAAUGAGCAUUGCAUUCCAAGAACCUGUUCCUUCCUCUGUUCCUGAUUAUUACAGAAUAAUUAAGAAUCCAAUGGAUUUAUCCAGAGUGAAAAUGAAAUUGCAGAAAAAGCACUCACAACAUUACCAAACACCAGAGAACUUUGUUGCUGACAUUAGGCUCAUUUUCAAGAACUGUGAAAAAUUCAAUGAAGUUACCCUAUUACCUGGGGUUCAAAAUGGUCCUCAAGCCCUCAUGAGGACCAAAGAAAGGGAAAUGAGAACCAAGGCAGAUUCAGAGGUAGCCCAGGCUGGAAAGGCUCUAGAAAGCUAUUUUGAAACAAAGCUACAGGUGGUUUAUUCAGACAGAACCUUUACACCUCUGGUAGAGUCGGAUUCUGACCACGAAGAUGAAGCUCAUAUCAGUGAGGAUUCAGACGAUGACUUCGUUCAACCUAGGCGAAAACGGCUAAAGUCUGAUGACAGACCAGUGCACAUUAAAUAAUUUUCUCCACCUUUCAGAGGAAGAUGAACUUCUUGGACUUCUUUUUUUCUGUUCACAGGAUGUGAUCGAUACUCCCGUGGCUAUCUGCUUGUUGGUUGUAAAAGCUGAUACCCACCACACAGUAUUUAUUAGAGUUUUAAAAUGUUUUUGUACAAAGAAACAAAACUUUGUUGCAUUUGUUCGUUAUCUAAAUACUGAGAGUCUUUCCGGAUUUUGUUUCUUUUUUAAAAAAAUCCUUGCUGAUGUAAUUAUUUGAUUCUUUAUGUGCUAAACGUUGUAGAUGGCAUAUAUUUUAUUGGCAUGCACAAGGAACUACACAUAUUUAAUUUACAUAUUCAGAAAUGGAAACUUUCUCUGUAAGAUGGUAACGUUUCACGCAACUAUCAGAUUAGAUAAACACAGUAGCUCUUGCCUUCCAGGUGCCUGCUCUCAGUUACCUUUUUUCAGCUACCAAGUGUUCAGUUCAAAUCAGAUGCAAAAGUCUGUAAAUGCUAUCUAUUGAAUGUCAUGGAGAUCUAUUAAUUUCUGGUGAAGUACGUACGUGCACUACAAUAAAAGCUGCCAUUACCACAUUUUAACCUGAAGGACCACUAUAGCAUCUCUUCACAUUACAAAAGUACAAGAUUUGUUUAUCUUAACAAGACAACUGUAUUUAGAGGCUUAUUUCACAAAUAUAUUAGUACAUUUUUGUUCGAAUUUGUAGUUAGAAAACUGCAAAGCUGCCACUUAAUGUCAUAAUCUGUGGAAUGGCCGGAACACUCAAAACAUAUUCUGUGUUACCAUAGACACACUGCACCAUUAACUUGAAAUUUCAAGGGGUUUAUUUGCUGCAGAUAUGAUUUCAUGCUUUUUAAAGUAAUGGGUAUUUUGAGGAAAUUGAAGCGUAGAAAUAAGCCCUUUUCCUGGCAUGUUAAUCUGGUUCUAUCUGUGCUGUUGAUUUACUAUCAAACGUCUAAAGUGGGUCACAUCCAAAAUUUGGCACAAAUCUAAAUUAAAAACAGAAUUGUGUACUACUUCAGAAGAAAGGGGACUGGUAUGAUCUUGUCAUUUCUAAACAUGUGAAGAGUUCCAGUAUUUGACUGUCAAACUCUUAAAGCUUCAAUGUUAAUAUUGAAAAUGAUGCCAUUUGAUGCAGUGGCUUUUUUAUUCUAUUGCCCUCUAGCCUUUAGAAUCGUGGCUUGGCUUCAGUUGAGACUGCUGGUUCUGCUCUCCUUGCUAGCUGAGGCACUCUGACUGAACUCAGUUUAGUCAGCCUCAUCCCAGUUCUUAAUGGGUACAGGCUUGCGAAACAAAACUGUUUGUACUAACUUUAUGUAAUGCAUGCAUUAGAGGAUGGUUGGUGCCGGCAAUAAGGUGCAUAAUGUUAAUAGCACAACGGGCUGUGACAUUUAAAAAUUGCACUCCGUGCCUUUUUUGCUAAACAGUCUAAAAAGAUGUAAUUAUAAAAGGAUGCCCUGAAUUUGGUCCUGGCCUUUGCCUAGACAAAAAAAAAUUAAGCUUACAUUAAAAUGCUAGCAACAAGUUGGAACUUUCUUCUAACGCGCUUCAUGCUUUGUCCUAGUCCAUCAAGUGAUCUACAGCACCUGUGUGCUUAGCUUUUAUUUGAAAGGAACAGGCUUUUACUUAGAACAAUGGAUCUUGCACAAAAUUGUGUUGUGCUAAAUGUCUAAUCAACCCUACCUGACUGGGAAUGUGUGCCACUGAUGAUAAGAACCAAAAAUGUGCACAGGCAGGAAUGAAACCACCAUCUCUUACCUUGAUCACAAUGAACAAUUUGCUCAUAUAUUUUAAAAAUAAAAGAUGAAAGUCAUGUAUUUGCACGUGGUUGUUUCUAGUUUUGUAAAUUGGUCAGAAGUGGAUGAAAAUAAAGCUGUUCAGUUCUUAUUUUAAGUGUGCAAGUACAUGAUGCUUAAAUGCUGUCUUGUGAUUUGAUGCCCAUUAGUGAAUUUUAUUUUCAGUUAAUUUACAUAAUUCAUUAGAAAUAUAAAGUUUGGUUAUUGCAUAAACACUGAAAUAAACUAGUUAAAGGAUUCUUAGAAGUUCUAUAAUGUUAAUACUUGGAUGCCCAUUAUUGUAUGAAUGUUAAAUCCUGACCUCUAAAUGAUAAGUAUAGUAUAAAUAUAUAUAGUACCCUGAAGUAGCGACAUUUACACUACAGCUUCAGCAUUAAUAAAUUAAAUCAUUUGACACAAACAUGAUAUGUGAAAGAAACUCCAGAAGUAGUAUUUGUAUUUGAUAUCUUAAUCAAAUAGUCACUGGUCACAUUUAUUUUCUUACAUCUACUAAUGCAGUUUUGUUUUGUGAAACAAGCCAAGAUAUGAAUUUCCUUUUUCCAAAUUUUGUUACACUCAGAAUUAUUUGUAACUGGUUUUCUACUUUCAUUAGCAACAAUAACAGUAGGAAUAUUUCCAUGGAUUAUGUAUUUUUGGUGAUUUAUCCUUGUAAUAUUGCCAUAGUACAAGUGAUUUCUUGCAAUAAAUGUUAACUUCUGAAAAGAUAUGUGUCCAUAUUUUGGGCAUGUAUCUGGGUACCAUUUAUUUUUCUGGUCAUUUAAUCUAUGACUCAACUGUUUUUGUUGUCCCCACACAAGAUAGACUUCAAUCUAAUUGGAGCUCAAAUUCAUACUUAAGCCAGUUUGUGAAUGGUAACCCUUUUUAAUAAAUUUUCUUUCCCUGCUUCUCUUUGCAAUAUUUUUCUCUCAUCCAGUAUUGUUACUAUUUUAAUCACUGAGCUUUUGACUAUUCACUUUUGAUUAAACAGCAAUCAAUAAUGAGCUGUUGGUCAAAAAUAGAUGGUUGUUCAGUAACCAUGAGCAAAUAUCAGUGUAAGGCUUCAAAAUGCAAAACUUCAUAUGGGAUCUUUUGAAUCAAGGAUUUACAGUUUUAACCAGUGCUUCAACAGUAACUUCCCUAACUUGAAAAUUACUUGUCAUUUUCAUUAGGAGUAAUCAAUUUUGCAUUGUAUCCAUAAUGUUGAUGUCUUGUGGCUCACACUGAAUGUGUACUCUAAACCAGGGCCAGAAAGGACUGAUGCUGCUACAAUACCCAGUUUGAAAGAGAGGACAUUUUGAAGCAUGUAGUAUUUAGGCAAAAUGCUGUUGGCAUUCUGAAGUUAUACUAAAAGCUUAUUUAUAAGUUGCACUUUCUGUAAAUCUUUUAAUUUGUAAUAGGCAUGUAUGCUAUUCCUUGAUUUGCAGGUUUUGGACAAAUCAAAUGUGUAGUCCUAAUUAUGGUUAUUACUCAUGCAGGAUUGAAGUUGAAAAAAUGUCUGAGAUUUGAUUGUAAAGCAAUUGUUACUUUUGAUUAUAAAGAGCUGCUUGUGUAUGCCAUAAAAAUAUAGAGCCUCCUUAGCUACUGAUCACACUCUUAUGUCAAUCGUCCUAUGGAUGAAUUUUAAUCAACAUCACCUGUCUUUUUUAAAAAAUGAUUGCCAGUUAUAACUGUUGCAUCCGCUGUGUUUUUUUUUGCUAUUUUGUAACUUAAAGUUUACAGUAUUUUUGUCAAGAGUUAUUUAAGAGCCUGUCAUCAGUUUGUAAAUAUUAUCUGUUUUAAAAUAUUGCAGAAUGUUGUGUUGUAGAUGAUGAAAGUUGUUGCAUUAGAAGAGACAAUUGCUUUAAUUGGAAACUUUCUCCUUAGUCAUUUCUAUUAAAUUGUACAGCUGGCAAGGGGCAUGUAGUGAUGGAGUGUUUUUCUUGUGCCAAAAAAGCAGAUGUGACUUUCAAUGCAGCCAUAGAACACCGUCCCAGCCCUCAAAUAAAAAUC
Messenger RNA from Stegostoma tigrinum, 7348 nucleotides. RefSeq names its product tripartite motif containing 33 (gene trim33). The transcript has 20 exons. Bases 84 to 3587 code for a protein of 1167 amino acids. The record is from RefSeq and is a predicted model, not a curated record. Gene Ontology annotation, molecular function: protein binding; zinc ion binding. NCBI's taxonomy places the organism in Eukaryota, Metazoa, Chordata, Chondrichthyes, Orectolobiformes, Stegostomatidae.